AUGCAGGAGGCCCUCAAGAAGCCCGACGUUAAAGAAGAGGACAUAAAGCCCUUCUUCGAGAAGAUCCUCCAGCCCACGUUACUGGACGACAAGGAGAUGUUGCUACCAGUUGACAUGCGUGGCGUCGAGAAGGAGUAUGAAGGCAUCGAUGAACUCAUUCAGGAGCUGAAGCCGGUCGAAGCCGCCAAAGCGCUCCUGAAAGCCAGAACGUACUUCACGGAGAACACAGAGGGCAAGUGGCCAGACGCUGACAAGCCGGCCCCGCUUUCGGGAGCCGAGUGGAAGAAAAUCCUCCAAGAGGAAACCGAGGAGGACGUCAUGGAAGAUGACGAUGAUGAGGACCUGCUCGAAGCAGACGAGGAGGAGCUAUGCGACGAGGAUCCGGAGGGUGAGGAGGAGGAGGAGCCUCCUGCCAAGAAAGCCAAGACCGAGUGA
This is a messenger RNA of Symbiodinium pilosum, 435 nucleotides long. NCBI's taxonomy places the organism in Eukaryota, Dinophyceae, Suessiales, Symbiodiniaceae. The record is from the annotation of a GenBank genome assembly.